Molecule: messenger RNA, 360 nt
Organism: Mucor velutinosus
Lineage: Eukaryota; Fungi; Mucoromycota; Mucoromycetes; Mucorales; Mucoraceae
Product: Protein kinase domain-containing protein
Exons: 2
Coding region: 1-360 (119 amino acids)
Biological process (GO): lysosome localization
Cellular component (GO): BORC complex
Source: RefSeq, a predicted model, not a curated record
AUGUCUGUACCAAAUCAUCUUGCCAGCCAGCUGCUACAAUUAAAAAGUGACCAAGAGAUCGAGGAAAUCAUCAAAAGCCAAGAUGAAAGCUUGCAAGUAUACAAAGACACGCAACAAAAACUAGAGGCGUUUAAUAAAUUCAGUCAAGCACGUUAUCACAACAUUCACAAACAUUUCGAACUACACAUAAAGCUGCUGAAAGAAGUCAAGGGCGACUUGAACAAUGUCUUUGGCAAGCUGAGAAAAAUCAAACAGCAGUUAGCGUCAAAGUAUCCUGAUGAAAUGAAUCAGGUACUCAAGACAUAUCCACCACCUCGAGUCGAGGAAGAUGAUGAUGAUGAUGAUGAUGAUGAAACGUAA